UUGAUAGUUUGUUUAUCAUUAAGGCUAAGAAAAUGGGAUUAGAGAUUCUAAACAUAACUGAAGAGAUUAUGAGAUUACUAUUGUGAUACAAAUGAAUAAACUUUAUGUUAAUGAUUAGGACUUUGGGUUGUUUAUAUGAAUUAAUAUUUGAAUAUUAUUAUGUUUUAAAUGUCCAAGUUAGUUUAUGACCAUUUCAAUUAUUUAUUUGCUUGUAUGAUGAUAUAUAUUAUUAUUUUUGGCAUUAAAAGAGAAUUGCUCGAAUAACUUACGCAACACGCUACGCCAUUUACGCUACACAGUAUAGAAACUAAAACGCGACGCAAUACGCUAUACGCGUUUUAAAACACUGGAAUUGAGAAUAGCACUCACUCUUUGCGACUUGUGAAGUGAAAGCAAAAUCUCGAGCUGACGGAGCAACUCUGCCCCCGUGCUGGUUGGUAGUAAAUUAGGUAAAAUUAAUUUGGCAUUGGACAGCAAUGGCUUCAGCCGGAAAACCAGCUUCUUCUUCUUUAAAGAGAACAUGUUCAACUACAAGUGAAGGCGACGAGCUUAUUAUAACGCCUCUAGGGGCGGGAAAUGAAGUGGGCCGCUCGUGUGUUUACAUGUCCUAUAAGGGGAAAACUCUGUUGUUUGAUUGCGGUAUUCAUCCAGCUUUCUCAGGAAUGGCCGCAUUGCCCUACUUUGACGAAAUUGAUCCUUCAGCUAUAGAUCUACUUCUUGUUACUCAUUUUCGUGUAAAGAGGGUUUUGUUGUUUGCUUUGGUGCUGGACCCUGAUUUCUUGGAUAAGUUCAUCUUUCACUUGGAUCAUGCUGCUUCUCUUCCAUAUUUUCUGGAGAAGACGACAUUCAGGGGACGAGUUUUUAUGACUCAUGCAACUAAAGCCAUUUACAAGUUGCUUCUAUCAGAUUAUGUCAAAGUUAGCAAGGUCUCAGUUGAGGAUAUGCUAUAUGAUGAACAAGACAUACUUCGCUCCAUGGAAAGAAUUGAGGUGAUUGACUUCCACCAAACGGUUGAGGUGGACGGGGUACGCUUCUGGUGCUACACUGCCGGCCACGUCCUCGGCGCAGCCAUGUUCAUGGUGGACAUCGCAGGCGUGCGCGUCCUCUACACUGGCGACUACUCGCGCGAGGAGGACCGCCACCUGCGCGCGGCCGAGCUCCCCCCUUUCUCCCCCGACAUCUGCAUCAUCGAGUCCACGUACGGCGUCCAGAACCACCAGCCCCGCCACGUGCGCGAGAAGCUCUUCACGGACGUCGUCCACUCCACCGUCUCCAACGGCGGCCGCGUCCUCAUCCCCGCCUUCGCCCUCGGCCGCGCCCAGGAGCUCCUCCUCAUCCUCGACGAGUACUGGUCCGCCCACCCCGACCUCCACAACGUCCCCAUCUACUACGCCUCCCCCCUCGCCAAGCGCUGCAUGUCCGUCUACCAGACCUACAUCAACUCCAUGAACGACCGCAUCCGCUCCCAGUUCGCCUCCUCCAACCCCUUCGACUUCCGCCACAUCUCCCCCCUCAAAUCCCUCGACGAGUUCCGCGACGUUGGCCCCGCCGUCGUCAUGGCCUCCCCCGGCGGCCUCCAGAGCGGCCUCUCCCGCCAGCUCUUCGACCGCUGGUGCUCCGACCGUCGCAACGCGUGCGUCAUCCCGGGGUACGUCGUCGAGGGCACCCCGGCCAAGGCCAUCAUCAGCGAGCCAAAGGAGGUGACCCUCGCGAGCGGGCUAACCGCGCCUCUCCACAUGCGCGUCCACUACAUUUCGUUCUCCGCGCACGCGGACUACUCGCAGACGAGCGCUUUUCUAAAAGAGCUCGCGCCGCCGAACGUCAUCCUCGUCCACGGGGAGGCGAACGAGAUGGGCCGGCUCAAGCAGAAGCUAUCGUCGGCAGUUUUCGCCGACGGGAACACGCGGAUCAUCACCCCGAAGAACUGUCAGUCGGUCGAGAUGCGGUUCAACUCUCAGAAGACGGCGAAAGCGAUCGGGAGGAUGGCGGGGAGGGGCGCGCCGGGUUUGGGGGAGGCCGUGAGCGGGCUUCUCGUGAAGAAGGGUUUUACGUACCAAAUCAUGGCGCAUGAGGAUUUGCACGUUUUUUCGAGGCUCUCGACGGGGAGCGUCGUGCAGAGGAUCACGAUCCCGUAUUCGGGGGCGUUUUCGGUGAUCGAGCACCGGCUGAGGCAGAUUUACGAGGGGGUGGAGGAGGCGGAGGUGAGUGACGAUGGGGUUCGAGGGGUGAGGGUGCACGGGAGGGUUACGGUGAGGCGGGAGUCGGAGGAUCAUAUCUCCCUGCAUUGGGCGGCGGACCCCAUCAGCGACAUGGUGUCGGAUUCGGUGGUGGCGCUCGUGCUGAAUGCGGGUCGGGAGCUGCCGAAGGUGGUGGACGAGUCUGAGAGGGGAGAAGAGGAGGCGGCGAAGAAGGUGGAUAAGAUUGUUCAUGCGCUGCUCGUGUCGUUGUUUGGGGAUGUGAAGUAUGAGGAUGGGGGGAAGGUGUUGAUUAAUGUGGAUGGGAACGUGGCGCGUCUGGAUAAGGGGAGUGGGGAAGUCGAGAGUGAGAACGAGGGGCUUAAGGAAAGGGUUCGGACGGCGUUUAGGAGGAUUACGAGUGCCGUGAAGCCGAUACCUCUUCACGGAUCUUAAUGCAGUACAUUGUAAGCCAGAUUUUAAUGAAGAGUUUGCAUUGUUGAAGUUGCUGUUGUGCAUCGUGAGGCAAAUAGGAGGGGAGAAAUUUGAAUUACGGCUUUGGACUCGUUUUUUGUUGCAAUGGUAGAUUUGUGUUUGGUGCUCUGACUAUUUUACAGGUUGCGACUUACGAGUUAUUUUGCAUGUCUAGCUCAUCUUUUUCUUGGAGGAGUUGUUAGCACGACGAUUUGUGUACUGAAAUAGUUGAUGUGUUCAUUGGAAAAUAUGAGUUGUUAAAAACUAAUUUGGCAUGGAGACAUGGAGUUUUUAAUCCAUUUGUUUUCUGUUUUCGAUUUAUAUUUCAGG
Molecule: messenger RNA, 2978 nt
Organism: Striga asiatica
Lineage: Eukaryota; Viridiplantae; Streptophyta; Magnoliopsida; Lamiales; Orobanchaceae
Source: the annotation of a GenBank genome assembly